AUGUUAGAUGUGGCUGAUAUUUCAUUCGCACCUCAGAAACAAGUUAUCCAAGAUAUACCCUUAUCAAGAAAUACCAUUGCUGCCAGAGUAAAUGAGUUGGAAGAUAAUUUGAAUAACCAUCUUAAAGACAAAAUUAAAGAAUUUAUUUUUUAUUCCAUUGCUGCGGAUGAAAGUACUGAUAUUAAAGAUACAGCACAGCUUGUUGUGUUUAUUCGUGGAAUCAAUAAAGAUUUUAUCAUUACCAAAGAACUAUUAAAAUGUCUACCUUUGAAGGAUACUACUACGGCUCAAGAUAUUUACCAGGCGAUUGAGCAAUUAAUUUCAAUUAAUGAACCCGAUUGGGGAAAAUUAUGUAGUAUUACGACUGACGGUGCACCAGCCAUGGUUGGAAAAAAUACCAGUGUUGUUACGAAAUUACCUAAGAAAAUUUCAGAUGAAGCUACACCUCAACACAAGUUAAUUGGAAUUCACUGUAUCAUUCAUCAAGAGUCCUUAGCAUCUAAAAUACUUAAAAUGGAUCAUGUAUUGUCAUGA
Psylliodes chrysocephalus is the source of this 534-nucleotide messenger RNA. The record is from the annotation of a GenBank genome assembly. Lineage: Eukaryota; Metazoa; Arthropoda; Insecta; Coleoptera; Chrysomelidae.